Messenger RNA from Cloeon dipterum, 3641 nucleotides. RefSeq names its product BTB/POZ domain-containing protein 6-B-like. Lineage: Eukaryota; Metazoa; Arthropoda; Insecta; Ephemeroptera; Baetidae. The coding region runs from base 469 to 2145 and encodes 558 amino acids. Gene Ontology annotation, molecular function: protein binding. Gene Ontology annotation, biological process: neurogenesis. Gene Ontology annotation, cellular component: cytosol. The transcript is spliced from 7 exons. The record is from RefSeq and is a predicted model, not a curated record.
GUGGGUGCACCGGCAUCGCUAACCAAGGAGAACAAGGAGAGGCUCUCUUUAAGCAUCGCUUUCUAAUUUCUUAACGCGUAACACGUGAAUGAUCGCACGAAAAGGACGCCGAUCGUUGUUUAUACGCACAGUGACAAUGUCUUCCACGCGUGAUGUUUAACUCACCGAAAAUAUUUGCCAAUUCCUGAGCGCAGCACAAGUUUCAUUGUCAAAUUCGAACUCGCAUUUUGCUCAAUUCAACCUUGGCUUUUGACACUGCUAAUUUCCUGACUAAAACUUGGUCUGAUUUUUGUUUCUAUUCGAUCUCCUUGACAACUUCUUCUCUUUAUAUCUGAACAAGCCAUUUAUAAACUGCAGCGAGAAGAAGUGUCGCUUGAAGGAAAUUUUGGCAAAUUUACUGAUCUAUCUGUGGCUCAGUUAAGAUCAAUUUGAAAAUCUUAAGACGUGCGGCAUCUUCGUGCACAGAAUAUGAGUACUACUGAUUCGGAAAAAUGGCGCAAGGAGCACUCGACUUUGGCGGACCAGCUUUGGUACAUGUAUCAGCACGAUUUGCGAACCGAUUUGACCAUCUUUGUCAAGGACGAGUCAAAAUCAGAUACAUUCAAAUGCCACCAGAUGGUGAUAUCUCGUUUGAGUGCUGCCUUUGACAAACUCAUCCAACACGCAUGCUCGGUCCCAACAGUUCGCCCGUCUAUCAACCUCCGGUUUGAUCCACAGCUCUUUCUAAUCGUUCUCAAAUUCGCCUACACAGACGAAGUACUUCUGCAGUCUGGCAAGGAGGCACUUUCCAUUUACAAACUGUGCAAAUCCUACGAUAUUGAGCAUCUGGCUCUUGCCUGCGAGAAGUACAUCAACUCUGACUUGGAAGCGGACAACAUUUGGCAAGUUUUCGGCUGCCCAAACAUUGGACCAACUCUCACAUCUCAACUUAGAUGGUUCCUCGGCAAAAAUACCUCAGCAUGCCUGCAGUCGAAGCAUUUCCUUUCUUGCAACCAGUCCAGCCUGUUGACCCUGACCGCGAUGCCAACACUGAGCAUUGAUGGCGAGCUGGAGCUGGUGAAGGCGGUGAUCAAGUGGACCAAGCAUCAAAAUGAAGGACGCGCUCUAGACCCGACCGUGUCCAAGUCCCUGCUGGGUCAGGCACUGCAGCACGUGCGCUUCCUUGCGCUCACGGCCACUGAAUUCUCGAGUCACGUUGCCAAAAGCGGUUUGCUCAGCAGCGACGACAGCCUCGCCCUCCUGGUCAACUUGACCUGCCCAGGCCAGAUGGCCGUGCCAAGCGGCCUAUGCGCAAACACAGAGCAGAGGAAGAAGCCGCUCUUAGAUGAGCAGUGCGAGAACGCGGAGAAUGACAGCAACGAGAUUUCUGCUAGUAAUAUUGAAGAAAUUGUGCCAGCCGCGGAGGAAAUUGAGGAAGAGAAGCAAGAAAAACAGGAAAAUGUUGAUCAAAGAAAUAUCCCUAGCUUUCUGUUUGCGACCAGGAAUAUUGCGAAUCGCUCAAAAAUUGGUCCAAAUUGUGAUGCCAAAAUUUCUAAGCCGACUAUCAGUUGCUUUCUGGAACCACCUUUCAAGCCUGAUCCCUCAAAAGAAGUGAACCCUUUGGGAGGAAGAAGAAGCCCUCAUCAGGAAAGCGGGGAUAACAGCGCAGCAAGAGCCAAGGAGAGCGACGAGCCGAACAAUCCAGUGAACGUAGUCCGCAACAUCAUUCCGAUGACCAACAACUUCACUUCCGAGGUGGAGGCACCCAUGGACAUCAACAUCGAGUUCUGCGUGAACCAGCCCGCGCGGCUGAUAAGCGUCAAGCUGAUGAGCCAGAUUAACCGCCAGCACGCCAACAUCACCAGCUACAAGGAGAACAUCUCGGUGACCAUCAAAACGGGCGAGUCCAAGAAGUACCUUAUGUCAGGCUAUCUUUACGAGACGGUCGAGUUCGGGCCAGCGCCGCUCGAGAUCAAGCUAAAGACCCCCUGCAUUUUGCAUGCAAACAAGCACUACCUAAUGCAGGUGAGACUCAGGAGCGCUGGCAAAUACGUCAGCCACUGCAGGAACUGCACCGUCUACGCCCCCCACAAUCUCAACGUACAAUUCACCAGCUGCGACAGCGGCAAAGGACUGCUCCACUCGCUGAUCCUCAUAGCAAACUGAGCAGCUUGAGUCUCCUCUAAAGCUGAGAAAAAUCUGGUUCGUAAUUCCCACACACCAAUAUUUUGAAAUAGUACUCAUUAUUCUACUUGAUCAAUUAAAUAGUUUACAAAAUUAAUUAAUUUAAAUUUACUAUCAAAGACUGACAGAAAAAUUUAAUUAUAUACCAAAUAGAUGAAUUAAUAGUUUGCUUUAGAGGAGAUAUUUUCACUGCUACUUGCAUUUGCAUUUUUCUAGCCUGAAUGUCAAAUGUUCCUCCGCGACAAACAUUCCUGAUGAGGUUUAAGUGCUGCUUAUUACUCUUGCAUUCCUCAUCCCACAAUUAUAUUUAAUCUGAUUAAUUCUAGAAAUAUAUGGGAGCACAAAGUCCUUAAAAGUCAAGCAGCCCCCAUAUUUCCAGGACAAAAUUUUAACCAUUUUGAAAUGAAUCAGUUUCAGUUACCAAUAAAGAUACUUGCAGCUCCUAUUUUGAGCGGUAAACUAAGUAAAAAGUUUUCUUUCCUCGGUCGCAUCGGCCUUUAAAGCGGAACAAAGUCUUCGUCUUUGUUCGCAUUCUGAUGUUCCGCUCGUCGGCUUUGCUGCUUUUUUUAUGGGUCGGCUGGACGUGCAAAGGGCCGGCUGAUUUAUGUGCCUUUUCCCGAUCGACAUGCGAAUGAAAGAGAAGGAAAGGAAGAAAGAAAGGCCUGCACGCACGCAGGACAACAGCAGCGAGAGACUUAAUCUAUCCAUCUGUCUCUUAUUUUGUUUGCAUUCACGACGUCCGGCUCUGCGACGAACAUUAUUUUUCCAUUCCGCCGCUCAAUAUUUCAUGCGCUGCAUAUGAAAUUCCAGAAUAAAUAAAAAUAUUUUCUCUUUGUGCUCGUGUUUCGCCCGAGGAGAGCGAGCAAAUGCAUAUUGCUGCUGCCUCGGUGAACUCGCAACGGACUUUAUUACCCUCUUUGUGCAUUGCAGACGCCGACAUUAUCAUUAUUUUUAUUUGACGCACGUUGAAACGCGUCCAAUAUCGGAUCCUUAAUGAGCCAACCAGAAUAUUUCUUUGUGAGUACCGUAAAAUGUAAUAUUGCUGCAACACGGGAAUGUUCUCCAUCAAGUUUACAUCAGCGCCGUCUUUGAUGAACAUGAAUUUGCAUCUCUCACAAUCAGCUUCAGAAUAAAAUAAUCCAGAAUAGAUAUUUUUAAUGAUGAAUACAGUACCAAAUUGGUUUCAAAGAGUGAGAAAACAACACCAAAGCUACACAUUCUUCCAUGUAAUCCUCAACUACGAUCGAUCUGCUAAUUUAAAGACUGUUUUCUUGUAAGGAAGAACAAAUUGAGUGCCUUGCAAUAGAGCAAAUGUGCCUGUACAAAUAGAGUGUAUUUUCUCUCAGCAAAAAUCGCAACAAAUCCAAAGAAUUCAGCAUGUCAACGGUUUUUCAUUGCAUGUCUGAUGUUACCAUUUUGGAUGAAUAGAACAUAGAACCGCAAUAAAUUUAAUUAUAUUUUCUGAAAUAAAAAUAGUG